This is a messenger RNA of Vanessa tameamea, 943 nucleotides long. RefSeq names its product vacuolar protein sorting-associated protein 28 homolog (gene Vps28). The record is from RefSeq and is a predicted model, not a curated record. The transcript is spliced from 7 exons. Gene Ontology annotation, cellular component: ESCRT I complex. NCBI's taxonomy places the organism in Eukaryota, Metazoa, Arthropoda, Insecta, Lepidoptera, Nymphalidae. The coding region runs from base 150 to 782 and encodes 210 amino acids. Gene Ontology annotation, molecular function: protein-containing complex binding. Gene Ontology annotation, biological process: protein transport to vacuole involved in ubiquitin-dependent protein catabolic process via the multivesicular body sorting pathway.
UCAAAUAUUCUAUGAAUGUUGUUUAGUUGAUUAAUCGUGACUCUUAAAUCUUAAUUAAUUUAAAUGUUAUAAUAUAGUUAAAUCGUUUUAAUUUUGAACUGUAUUAAUAAUUAAAUAAGUAUCAACUAUUGUAUCUGCUACUAGAUAUUAUGCAAGACACAAGGCCUGAAGUGUACGAAGAAGUGAAGCUGUAUAGAAAUGCAAGGGAACGAGAAAAGCAUGAUAAUAUGGCAGAGUUAUAUGCAGUGGUGAGCACACUUCAACACCUUGAAAAGGCAUACAUGCGGGACUGUGUUCGUGCUCAAGAGUAUACUGCAGCAUGUAGCCGAUUACUUGUGCAGUAUAGAGUCGCCUUUAAACAGGUUCAAGGUGAUGAGUUCCCAACAAUUGAGUCAUUUGUCACUAAAUUUAGGCUUGAUUGCCCUGCGGCUCUGGAGAGGAUACGCGAAAACAAACCAAACUUAAUCAAAGAUGACAAAGGCAACACCAACAAGUACAUUGCUGAAAUUGUGUCUCUGUACAUCACACUCAUGGACAAGUUGCGCCUGGAACUGCGUGCCAUGGACAUGAUACAGCCAGAGUUGCGGGAUCUCAAGGACACCAUGGAUCGUCUUGCUAUGCUGCCUGAAGACUUUGAAGGAAAACUCAAGGUACAAGAAUGGUUGGACAAGUUAUCGGAAAUGUCGGCCUCGGAUGAACUCUCGGAGAGUCAAGUUCGGCAACUUGUGUUCGACUUGGAAACAUCAUACGGAUCCUUUAACAAAUUCCUUCACAAGGAUUAAGCAGGUAUAAGUAAAGCAUUCUCGCGCCACGGAAACCAUCUUGUUUUCUGUAAUUAUUAUAUUAUAGCUACUCUCAUCUCAUAUAACAUUUUAUAAGAUGUAAUAUAAAUAAGAUUUAAUUAUGUUAAAAUAUAAUUAUUACCAAUAAAUUUAAAAAAAUA